AUGGGGUCGCCUCUCAGCUCUGACAGCAAUAAAGAAGGGUUCAUCGACGCCGUUGAAGCCGACUUUCACAUUGGACACACACAGUACAGCGCGUACAAUACCGCGAGUAUGGAGAUGGAGCUCACGGAACGUGCCGAGGCCAAUGGGACUAGCGAGGAACAGAACCAGGCCAAACAGCGAGCUAGUGCAAAGUCGGGCUGUCAGCAGAGAAGAAGCACGCCUAUAGGCCAAGAUGACGAACCCAUUCUGGACUAUUCUCUUGGAGGCAGACUUAGACGGCAGUCUACUGUACGUCCGGUCGAUCCUCGACGCUGGAGCGCCGGAUUGGAGGUGUUGCAGAUCCACCACUUUAAGCGCAUCGCCGCAUCCUUGACGUCGCGAUAUUAA
Molecule: messenger RNA, 387 nt
Organism: Aspergillus mulundensis
Lineage: Eukaryota; Fungi; Ascomycota; Eurotiomycetes; Eurotiales; Aspergillaceae
Exons: 2
Coding region: 1-387 (128 amino acids)
Source: RefSeq, a predicted model, not a curated record